UGUCUGGUUAUGUAUCCUGGACAUUUCUGGGCUAUACUUUGUUAGAAUCAUCAGUAAGGUGCUGAUCUUUAUUAACUAUUUAAAAAUACUUGUAAUAAGGAUGUAAAUUGAAGGAGUAUGCACCUGCGAUUCAAGAUUAUAAUAAUUUUUUGGCAAAGGCAAUUGCAGGAGGGACUGGUCAGUUUGUUAAAGGGAUCUUCAAAUGCAGCAAUGCUUACACCAACCAGAUCUGGAUUGCAGUUUCCUUGAGAUGAAUCCCUUUACCUUGGUGAAUGGAGAGCCAUACCCAUUGGAUAUGAGGGCAGAGUUGGAUGACACUGCUGCCUUUAAGAACUUUAAGAAGUGGGGUGACAUAGAGUUUCCUCUUCCCUUUGGAAGAGUUCUGAGUCCUACAGAAAGCUUCAUUCACUCAUUGGAUGAAAAGGUAAGUGCAUUACUUUUUAUUUAUGCAUAGUAUGAGAAAUUUUCUAUUUUGAGUAAUCACCAAUUGUUAAGUUGUAGAAAUUUUCUAUUUUGGUUUUGGUUUUUUUUUUUUUUUUUGAAUUUAUUUUUAUAUAGUUAG
Molecule: messenger RNA, 562 nt
Organism: Camellia sinensis
Lineage: Eukaryota; Viridiplantae; Streptophyta; Magnoliopsida; Ericales; Theaceae
Product: ATP-citrate synthase alpha chain protein 3-like
Source: RefSeq, a predicted model, not a curated record